CCCGAUUCUUCCAGGCCAGAGGGCGUUGCAACUAACAAACGCUGCUUUCACGAGAAGGGUUCUUCCUUCCUUCUCCACUUGUUCUAUUCCGUCACACGAGUCCGACGACGGCGACGACGACUUGAGGGAGAAGGCCAAGAGGAAGGCACUCCAGAGAGGUUCGACGGGGAUUUUGCUGUUCGUCCGUCGGAUUCCCAGCGAUCGGCCGAUCUCCGGCGGCGGAUGGGGCAGGCGUUCCGCAAACUGUUCGAUGCCUUCUUCGGCAACAGCGAGAUGAGGGUCGUGAUGCUUGGGCUGGAUGCCGCGGGCAAGACCACCAUCCUCUACAAGCUGCACAUUGGGGAGGUCCUCUCGACUGUCCCUACGAUUGGGUUCAAUGUUGAGAAAGUUCAGUACAAGAACGUGCUGUUUACAGUGUGGGAUGUUGGUGGCCAAGAGAAGUUGAGGCCCUUGUGGAGACAUUACUUUAAUAACACAGAUGGCUUGAUCUAUGUGGUUGAUUCAUUGGAUAGGGAGAGAAUUGGAAAAGCCAAAGCAGAGUUUCAGGCAAUAAUCAACGAUCCUUUCAUGCUUAACAGUGUCAUAUUGGUAUUUGCCAAUAAACAAGAUAUGAAAGGGGCGAUGACACCAAUGGAGGUGUGCGAAGGCCUUGGCCUCUAUGAUUUGAAGAACCGCAUGUGGCACAUCCAAGGUUCGUGUGCCCUCAAAGGUGAUGGUCUUUAUGAGGGUUUGGACUGGCUGUCAAGUACUCUGAAGGAUCUACAAGCGUCCGGUCGCCUACCGUCAGGAGGGACCUAACAGCUCUAAGUAGCAGCUCUGCUUGUAAGAUCUUAAUGCUCAUACUAACAACCUUGUAUGAAAGAUGACACUCGGAAAGAAAGAAAAGAUAGUGGUGAGAAACACCUUAUAGCCACACAUCCAGUUUUCGCGUUAAGCUUCGGUGUUGAUUCUGCUGAAGAAAAGACCUUGCUUGGGUCUGACCACAUCAAAUUUACCAGUACAAUUUUGUCAUGGAUAGUGUGGAUUCUCUAAUUCGUGACAUAUAACAUGUAAAUUUUCCUGUGAGUUUAGAGAAGUUAACCAUCUUAUGCUUUUGUUCACAUCUGAAGAGUGGAACAUAAUGUUAUUGAUGUAAAUUUUCUGUAAGAUAAUUUUGGCAGAUACAGUUUAUGCCUGAGAAUGUGGUAGCAGUACCUGCGAUAA
Molecule: messenger RNA, 1203 nt
Organism: Hordeum vulgare subsp. vulgare (domesticated barley)
Lineage: Eukaryota; Viridiplantae; Streptophyta; Magnoliopsida; Poales; Poaceae
Product: ADP-ribosylation factor-like
Exons: 6
Coding region: 223-798 (191 amino acids)
Biological process (GO): intracellular protein transport; vesicle-mediated transport
Cellular component (GO): cytoplasm
Molecular function (GO): GTPase activity; GTP binding
Source: RefSeq, a predicted model, not a curated record